GUUGUGUGGCCAUGGGAAUAGCUCAACUUCUCUUGUGGACUGGAAUUACUCGGCAUCCAUCACGGUGGAAGAUGUGUGGGUUCAAGGAUAGCCAUGCCAUGGCAGAGGAGUUCUCUGUGUCAACUGGGUUUUGCUUGGGAAGGGAUGAGAUGAGAUGGGUCAACUAG
Messenger RNA from Ilex paraguariensis (yerba mate), 167 nucleotides. The record is from the annotation of a GenBank genome assembly. Lineage: Eukaryota; Viridiplantae; Streptophyta; Magnoliopsida; Aquifoliales; Aquifoliaceae.